AUGAUCUCGGGACUGUAUGUCAGGAUGUUGUACAUACUAGUUCUGUGCCCGGCGUUGCUUGCGUCGUCUGUUCUAACACUGUCCAUUGAUUCGCAGCUUGGAACGUCUAUCGAAGAUUGCUUCGAAAGGAUAUCUAUAGGAGAUCAGUUGCCACACGACUCCAUCUAUCGGAAUGUUUCAGAACUCAUGAUUAAGGAGUGUGAACAGAUAUGUAAGCAGGACAAGCAGUGUCAAGCUUUUGACUACGGUGUUGGGGCUAAAGGUAACGCUACAUGCGACCUCAGCAAUAUAAACGAAAAAGAAAUUAAAGAGAAGAAUCUUUUACAAAGGAAUUCAGAUUAUGAUGUUUAUAUUCGAAGGAUUCUGUGCGACCCGGCGCCACCGACGCCUAUCGAGGAACAUCUGAAUGAGAAUGAUAAGCCACCCUUACAUCGACCAGUGAUCAGGCCUCAGGAAGACGACAGAAAACCUUUUGAUAAUCCUUUUGAAUCGAGUAGACCGUUACCCUCAUACUCGAACAGACCUAACGCCAAUUACAACCAAAUAAAUGACAGACCCGAUGGAUACAGCCCCGAAAAACCAGAUUAUGAUAGGCCACCGAGCUACGGUGGCCAUAAACCACCAGAACUUCCAUAUAGGCCUAGCAGACCUAAUAAUUCAAGGCCUGACGCAUACGACGAGUUAUACUUUCAAGAUAAUAGACGACCCCGUCCAGACUAUUGGAGACCAGAUCCUUACCAUCCCGUUCAACCUGAUGAUGACAUCGAGGACAUGUAUAGACCAAAACCGUCCAGACCACAGAGACCACAGUACACUACAGAGAAACCUCACUAUCAAUAUAUUAUCAGACCAAGUAAAAAUCCUCAUACCCCCAUCGGUCAUGGAUAUCGACCAGAUCCAGAUUACCCAACACGGCCAGGGCCUUAUGGACCCAUUCCAGAACCUUCCCGGCCUAUCGGACCCCCAAAUGAAUAUCGGCCCACACGUCCUUACGAUAAACCGGUACAUACUUAUACUGACCAAUAUGCCAGUAAUUACGGUAAUCAGGAUAAUUCCGUUUUCGUCGAGAUCUAUGAUCCACCAAGACCCAGCAGGCCUCAUGUAAAUGAGAGACCAUAUUACGGCACCAAUUAUGGCACGUCCAGUCAAAGUUACGGACAGAAUAGUUACUCAAGUCAGCAUUCAUAUUCUCAGAAUCAGGCUCAUUAUGGAACAAGUGCGUGGAAUGAAAAUUACCAUUACGGUCAGCGACCAGCAAAACCUAGUUCACAAGAUUACGGUUACAAACCUGAAAAACCUGAUCCCAGUGGAUAUAAUGAACCUAAUGAAGAUACUGGCUACGGGUCCAGACCGACAAAAAAGCCUACACCAACAGAAAAUAAUAAUCAAUAUGGUCAAUCUUUUAACCAAAACUAUGGAGAAGCACAGUCAAAUAACGCAUAUUCCAACCAAGGAUCUUCCAGUAAUCAAGGAUAUGGGUCUUCCAGUAAUCAAGGAUAUGGGUCUUCCAGUAAUCAGGGAUAUGGGUCUUCCAGUAAUCAAGGAUAUGGUUCUUCCAGUAAUCAGGGAUAUGGGUCUUCUAGUAAUCAAGGAUAUGGGUCUUCCAGUAAUCAGGGAUAUGGGUCUUCCAGUAAUCAGGGAUAUGGGUCUUCCAGUAAUCAAGGAUAUGGUUCUUCCAGUAAUCAGGGAUAUGGGUCUUCCAGUAAUCAAGGAUAUGGGUCUUCCAGUAAUCAGGGAUAUGGGUCUUCCAGUAAUCAGGGAUAUGGGUCUUCCAGUAAUCAAGGAUAUGGGUCUUCCAGUAAUCAGGGAUAUGGGUCUUCCAGUAAUCAGGGAUAUGGAUCUUCUACUAAUCAAGAUAAUUAUAACCAGGUAUCCAAUGGUUAUGAGAAUCGUCCAACAAAAGACCGACCACAAAGCGGCCUUCAAAAUGGUUUUGUAUACCAAAUAUCUGCUGGACAUAACCAAGUAGAUGCUGCCCAAUCAAGUUCAUAUGGGCAGAGUUCUCAAGAACAUGCUACUAACCAAUAUGGUAAUCAAGUUGGAAGCGUGAAUCAGGUCAGUAAUAAACCACAACCAAAUGGGAACGGUUACGGAGAGCAACCUAUAACUAACAAACCAAUUUUGAAUAAUAAUUACGGACAGGGAGACCAAAAUCAUGGUGAUUACGGCCAAUCCGUAACCCAAGCCGCACAAUCCAUGCAAUAUGGAUCUAGCCAAACUUCGACUAGUCAGCAAUAUGCCAAUUCUCAAAGUGGCUAUAACAGUCAAAGUAUUGCUUCAUACGGUCAAGCGUACGGUCAGACUGGAUAUUACGGCAGCCAUUUGGGAUAUGGGAUCCAUCAUUUGUAUGGAAUCAAACCAGGAAGUUAUGGAAAUACAGAUGCGAGACCAUCAUCAGACGGGUCUAGUAAUGUUGGUUACGGUAAAAAAGAAGACAGACCGUCAAACAAACCAGCAAUUAGACCAGUAUAUGAUGAUCCCGAUGAUAAACAUAGCAGGAGACCUGGUUCUGAUCGACCGCUUCUCAAGCCUCAAGGCUCAGAGAGGGAGAGGCCAGGGUUCAUGUUGAGACCAAACGAUGAAAUCAUCACAUCCAGGCCGGUAGCCGUCUCCGAUAUUGGAAGACGGCCUGAGAACGACUUCAAUUACGAAGCUUGUUUCAGACGCGUGCUGGCUGGGAAGAGAGCUGUAAGGAGUCACGUGAGGAGGGUAGUUGACUGUGAGCGACUUGAAGACUGUAGGAGGGAGUGUGCUAAUGAGAAGAGGUUCCCUUGUGAGAGUUUUAACUACAGAUUGGACCCCAGUUUCCGAGGAAAAGGACUGUGCGAGCUAAUGACAAAACCGAUAGAAGCCUUCGACCUUCGACAGGACUUCGUUGAAGAUAAAGAUUACGAUUUCUACGAAGUAGACAGGAAUAGCUUGGAACCUUACUGCCCUGAAACACUAAGGGGACCGGGGCUCUUACAUUCUGGCUACCUAUCAUCUAGGAACCAGAAAGUGACGUCACAAAACCAGUGGAGAGACAGAAACUGGUCUGCUCAUGAUUAUAGGACAAACAAUAGGUUCUAUAAUGAGAAGAAAACUUCUAACACACGGUAUGAACAGCCUUACAUACCGUAUCAGAUUGGUAUAAGCAGAACAGACGAUGAGAAAGAUAGUUGGGGCAAGUAUGGAGGAUCCUAUGGCGUUGAUAAUUAUUACAAAGACAGAAAUGAUUACCACAAAUCUAUAAGCCAUUGGGGGCUUAGGGAAAACAGCGAGGAGUAUCACAGAGAAGAAAACUACAACAGUUUGAGGAGACAACACGAGCAGGAGUUUGAUUACAACAGUCUGAGACAUGUUGACGAACACCUGGAACACGGUGACCAACACCUGGAAUAUGGAUACGGCACCUGGAAGAAAGGCAGGUGGAACAACUCUGGAAGCUUCUGGAGAGACGACACUCCCACCAAGAUAGAAUAUGAUGAAGAUGAUAAUGUUAAAGACUGUUCGUCUCGCCGCCGCCCGGGCAUGUCCCUGGGAGUUGGUGCGGUCCGUCGCUCCCUGGCCGCUAGGACCGUCGUGGACUGUGAGACCGCCUGCUUCGGGGAGAGGAACUUCAAAUGUGUUUCAUACAGCUACAGGUAUUCAAGUCCUCCAGGGUCAGACAACUGUUUCCUGAGUGAGAGGCCCUACAAGGGUCUGGAGAUGUCCGCGGACAGCAGCUCGGACGUGUAUGCCAUGCCGCUGCAUCAUGACUGCCUUACCAUCAGCACUAAACCAUGGGUGGAAAGCGAGUGUUUCUGGCACGUUCGGUCCGGGGCCGCCCUAUCCCGGGCCUCGGUCCGCUCAUCUCUGACUGUGAGCGGGCUGGGAGCGUGUGAGGCGGAGUGUAUCAGGGCUCACGGCUUCUUCUGUAGAGGAUUCAGCUUCAGGUUCGAUCCUCCUACAAUAGGUGAUGACCUUGAGAACUGUCUGCUGACGUCAUCACCCCCCACCACCCUGGACCUGUCCCGCGGCCUCACCCCCAACAAGCACGAGCUGUACUCCCGCGGGAACUACGGCCGGGGAUGUGAGCCCGCGCUAUACGACGACGCUGAACAUGAGCCGCAGUGCUACCUGCAGUACGUUCAGUCAGCUCGACUGACGCGCGGCGCGGUCAGAGGUCGAGCUCGCACCUCAGACGAGCGAGCGUGUGGUCGAGCAUGUACUGACGCGCCGUUCAGGUGUCUCAGCUUCUCAUACACAAGCAACGCUCCUCCCGACACAGACAACUGUCUGUUGUCAGAGAUCCGUCUGUUUGACUUACACCGCGGCGUGGACUACGAGCACUCCGCUGACGACCUGCUGUUCGCGUUUGACCUGUUCAACGGACAGUGUUGGAGGAAGAUACACGGGAAACAUGACUAUGAAGUUCCAACACUCGAAGUGCCACAUCCAAUACAGACAGAAGAAAAUUAUCCCUUAUCCGGACCAGACGCGCCGCCUUCAGAAACUUAUAUAAGCUCAGGUCCGAGCGGUCCACCAGCUCACAAACCGUACAUAAUAGAAACCGACUUUAAACCCGGUUCUAAACCAUACCUCGAAAGCGGAGAGAGCGAUAGACCCUUCGAAUAUCCGGAACCAGGGUAUAAACCGUAUAAUAAACCAUACCGACCAGAUUAUGAACCGGACAAACAUGAUGGUUACAGACCUAGACCGAGUGGACCGGACUUGAAACCACCUUAUGCUCCAAAUCCAUCUUAUGAUGGUCCAUCUAUUAGUCACUCUAGUGGGACCUUAAUAAGUCAGUCAGGUGGUGCGUCGUACGGCUCUUCAAGUAACUUCGCUGGCAGCUCAUCUUAUGGUGGCCAUGAAUCCCAUGUCGGUUCAGAUCACAGUUCUUCCGCAUACGGCGGUUCCGCCAGUAACUCCAACUACGGUUCUGCAAGUAACUCAGGCUAUGGGUCGUCAAUUAAUUCAAACUAUGGUUCCUCAAGUGGUACAGGUUAUGGAUCUUCAAGUAAUUCUAAUUACGGCUCUUCAAGUGGCUCAGGAUACGGUUCCUCAAGUAACUCCCACUAUGGUUCCGCAAGUGGAUCAGGGUAUAGCUCAUUAAGUAACUCCAAUUACGGCGCCUCAACGGGCACAGGUUACGGUUCAUCAAGUUAUUCAAAUUAUGGUUCUUCGAGCGGUUCAGGUUACGAUUCAUCAAGCAACUCCCACUAUGGUUCUGUGAGCGGCUCAGGCUAUGGGUCAUCGAGUAAUUUGAACCACGGUUCCUCGAGUGGGGCGAGUUACGGUUCAGUGAGUGGUUCCAGCCAUCACUCAGGUGGUUCAAGCUAUGGAACCUCAAGUGGUUCAGCGUAUGGAUCAACCGCUGGUUCAGCGUAUGGAUCAUCGGGAGGUUUCGCAGGAGCUCGUCCUAAUCCUGUUCCAAGUGGUCAUCGUCCUCCCAGACCAGUCAGACCGGGAGACAGAGUCGAUGACAACUUGUCAUUGUCGUGGCGUCAUUAUACUGUGUCCGGGUUCCCGUGUCGGCGCGGCACCUCGUGUGAGAGGAACCUGGUCGCGGGUCACUGGGCCUGUGAACCGGAGGGGGGAGAAAUAGGUUCUUGGGACUACUGCUGCGCGCCAUCACAUAGAUGUGGAUACAGCGAAGGAUUCAAGAAACCUUGGUGUUAUGUUGGUCCGGCGUCCGACCAAUGGCGUCCAUGUAGUGAGAAGUACUAUCCCUACCACCAACACAAUGUCCCUCAUCCCUCACAGGGACAGAGAGAUACAGAUCGCCCGCAAAUAAAUAUACCUCCAAGACAAAAGUACCCAGAGAGAGAUAGACUUUCAUCUGGCUAUCUCUCCUCCGCUGACAGACGGUACUGGGAUGAUCUAUACGAAAAUGGACCUCAAGCUUAUUAUGAUAAAUAUGGAAAUCCUUUACCAGGCUUCUCGAAAGUACCAACAGAGAGUCGACCGCACAUAAAAUACGAGCGUAACCCGCCACGUCGCGGUUCAGGGCAGUGGGUGCCUGUCAACACUAUACCUGAUGAUGAAGUGCCUCCACCAGGUCUUGGUGUACCAAGAUAUUGGCCAGUGGCAUAUUUACACAAAGGACCUCCACCAAAUAUGACGUACUUCAAAUACAACGAAACAGAGAGAACGACUCGCUCGCCUCAAGAACAACAGACGACCACCAACAGAGCGAACAUUAAUCAAAUAGAGGCGAGAUCUGGAGAAAAUCCGAGAACUGAGAAGAGAAUUAAUAUAACAAACGACGACUCAGACUACCUCGACGUAACAACAACAAAAACUGUUGUAAACGAAACGAAAGAAAACACAACAGAAAGAGAAAUAAAAAACGAAACAGACGUAGAAGAAUACAGAAUGAACUCGAAAAUAAACGAAGAUUACAUAAAAGGAAUCGACGGGAAGUUACAUGACUUUACUACGUCCUUAGAGGUGUUUGACAUAGAUGAUGUUAAGAAUGAAAAACUAACGGGUUUAAGAGCGGCCGAGGCUGAGGAGAAACAGAUAGAAGCUAUCGGAAGACUCCUGGCGGCGAGACGAGCGAAGAUUAUAGACAGAACGUCACAGAAGAAUCUAGAAGAUAAAAAUAUUGCUUUAGAUAAAGACUUCAUGGAUUUCAACUUCGGUAAUAAAUUUCCCAUCGAAAGACGCGGAGUGGUGCAGAGAGUGACCAAAGACGAGAUUGAGAAUAGAGAUAAGAGUUUGGAAGUUAGUGAAACCAGUUUUAUUAGACCUCCGAGGGUUUUGAGUACGACGGAGAAUAUAAGGAAAGCGGUAGUCAAUGGGAAGGUUUAUUAUGACGCAUCUCUCCGCAGUCAGAGAGAUCUUCAUACAAAUAGCACCAGAAGAUCAAAGAAUUUACGAGAGAUAAGAACUCUUCCUACCAAGAAGAGAACAAGAACUACGAACCUGGUGAGACGAGCGAAGAGAGUGUACAGAAAGAGAUACAACCCGGAGGAAGUGAGACGGAGACUGUUAGAGAGAGAGAGAAAUAAGAAUAUGAAGGACGAGUGA
This is a messenger RNA of Danaus chrysippus (African queen), 6996 nucleotides long. Lineage: Eukaryota; Metazoa; Arthropoda; Insecta; Lepidoptera; Nymphalidae. The record is from the annotation of a GenBank genome assembly.